Molecule: messenger RNA, 2031 nt
Organism: Trichogramma pretiosum
Lineage: Eukaryota; Metazoa; Arthropoda; Insecta; Hymenoptera; Trichogrammatidae
Gene: Uvop
Product: opsin, ultraviolet-sensitive
Exons: 4
Coding region: 199-1356 (385 amino acids)
Biological process (GO): visual perception; G protein-coupled receptor signaling pathway
Cellular component (GO): membrane
Molecular function (GO): G protein-coupled receptor activity
Source: RefSeq, a predicted model, not a curated record
AAAAACGUCUAAUCCGAAGCCCUUUUAGCUCAUUUUCUCGAAUCCGUACAUCGGUUGGGCAGAUCGCGGCGAGUCUAUAAAAAGCCGACUUUUCCAUCGGGACGUCUCGGUCGGUCAUUGGAAAUGGUGUAAAGUGCACGCGUCGGGUAACGCUCGGAUCAUUCUCAAGCAGCAGCAGAGGAUAGAUAGAAGGAUACAAUGGGUUACUUGGAUUGGAAUGUGACGAGCUCGUCGGCGGAGGCGCGAAUGUCGUACGCGCCUGGGGGCGGCCACAUCGGCGCCGGUGGACCACCCCGCAUGCUGGGCUGGAACGUGCCACCCGAGGAGCUGCAGCACAUACCCGACCACUGGCUCGGCUUCCCCGAGCCCAAUCCCGCCCUGCACUAUCUGCUCGCUCUGCUCUACAUACUCUUCACCUUCAUCUCGCUGCUCGGCAACGGUAUGGUCAUAUGGAUCUUUUGCGCGGCAAAGUCACUGCGAACGCCGUCCAACAUAUUCGUCGUGAACCUGGCCAUUUGCGACUUCCUCAUGAUGGUGAAAACGCCGAUUUUCAUCUACAACUCGUUUCACACGGGCUUCGCUCUCGGUAACAUGGGCUGCCUCGUGUUCGGCACCAUCGGCUCGUUCAGCGGUAUCGGAGCCUCGAUGAGCAACGCCGCGAUCGCCUACGAUCGUUACAGCACGAUAGCCCAUCCGCUUGAUGGAAAGCUGUCCCGCGGCCAAGUGAUCAUGCUGGUGACGGCCAUCUGGACGUACGUGCUGCCGUGGGCCCUGAUGCCCCUGAUGGGCGUCUGGGGCCGCUACGUGCCCGAGGGCUUCCUCACCAGCUGCACCUUCGACUACAUCACCGACAGUCCGGAGAUACGCUACUUCACCGCCACCAUCUUCACCUUCUCCUACUGCUUGCCCAUGACCCUGAUAGUAUUCUUCUACAGCAAGAUCGUCGGCCACGUCAUGAGCCACGAGAAGAAUCUGCGCGAGCAGGCCAAGAAGAUGAACGUCGAUAGUCUGCGCAGCAAUCAGAACGCCCAGGCCGAGUCGGCGGAGGUGCGCAUCGCCAAGGCCGCCAUCACCAUCUGCUUCCUGUUCGUCGCCUCGUGGACCCCCUACGGGGUCAUGUCGCUCAUCGGGGCGUUCGGCAACAAAGCUCUGCUCACCCCGGCCGUCACCAUGAUACCGGCCUGCUGCUGCAAGUUCGUGGCUUGUCUCGACCCCUACGUCUACGCCAUCAGUCACCCCCGAUACAGACUGGAGCUACAGAAACGUAUGCCCUGGUUGGAGCUGCAAGAGAAGCCACCGGCGCAAAACGAUACGACCAGCACGACCACCGAAGCCGUCAACAGUCCAUCGAGUUAAAUUAGCGGCUCGUAACUUUUUAACGGCCAAACCGAACAUCUCGAUGAAAAAAUGUCCAACGCGAAGAUACGCCAUUGCAGGGUGUCGAUUAUUCACUUCUGGAUAAAAAUGCACCGCGUCGCAUUAUGUAAUUUUUGCCCCUUCUUAUCACGCAAUUGUCCAUCACCGGUACAUUAUUUUAUUUAUUACAUAAUGAGCUGUAUAAAUAUUUUUCGACCAAUCGUUCAAUACAUAAAUAACUUCGACAUAUCUUAUAGUGAUUUUUUACAUUCGAAAUAACGUGCCAACGAUCGCGUACCAAAGUUCUCCCCAUUUGUCGAUUCUCGAGUCCAGCAGUGACUCAGGGAAAAACCCGGCGCCAAGCUAUACAAUACAUCGCCCGAUCAAAAUACAUAGAGGGAGACCUUUGUCAUCUAAUCUUAGUCUUAUUUUCAAAAUAAAUGUAUGAGAGAAUUUCUAUAUGAAUAUUCUACUACGCUGUUAUUGAUUAAUUUUAAGCUUAAAAAUCCAAAAGAAAUAAUAGUCUAAGUUAUAAAUAUACGCAUGUAUCUUGUAAGAUUUAUUGUUAUGAUGACACAUGAACAUGUCUCACCACACAUUCACACAUUCACUAAACGUAAUGAAAAUAUGUAAUUCGUCAAUUUUUUUCAAUAAAGAGCAAGUAUUUUAUCGAUC